CAUGCAUCAAACAGAGUUGUAAAUACUCUUUUCAUUAGAGCUACGGCCCUUUUAGAGUUCACAAUGAGUCCAGAAAAGCAAAACAUUUUGAGGAAGUGGUUUUUCCAGAAACAGGAAACCCAACGUGACAGUUUAUGUACAAAGACAAACGGAAACAUUAAAUAGAUCCGUGGAACAACCUCAAAACAGAAGACUAGAAACAUCCCUGCAAAAUCACAACAUGGGAGCUCAACAAGUUUGGCAUCUUUCUUUCAUGUCGACCUGGAUAUUUGUCUUUUUCUUUCUUUCUGUAUGCUCAGGAAUGAAAAAACCAAAACUGAGCCUGGAAUCAACAGUCUUUGUGGCAAUAAAAGGCGAGGAUCUCAACAUUGACUAUGUUUUGAAGAUACCAGCAAACCAAACCGAAGACAUCUUGACGUGUGUCGAUCCUCACAACGAAGAGAUUUAUCACUCUGACAUCCCUUCGACCACCAAACCACAAACUGUCAGACAGACAUUGUUGCUGAAAAACCUGAAGCUUUCAGGAGAAUACAGCUGCCAAUAUAAUACCGUCGAAGUGUACUGGUUCACUCGAGUGAGAGGUGACGGGUACAAGGAGAUCGUUUUGGAUCAAAAAAAGUUCAUCAUAGUCCCCGUCAUCACAUGUGUGCUGCUGGUUUUCAGUGUGGUCGGCUCAGUGUGUGUCUUCAGAGGACAUUGGAUUGCACGCAGCACUGAAUCUGGCAACAUCAAAAGAAAUCAAAAGCAGAGCACAGAAGAGAGGAUGAAGAGAGAGAUGGAGGAACCCAACAUGGAUGUAAUACUAGCUCCAUCUACGUCUUUCUAUGCUAGUCUAGAGACUCGGCCCAGGUCCAUUUAUGAUGUGCUGGACCACUCAGCUGCCAACGAAGAGCCGGACCAAAGCAAAGCUAAACCCAAGAAAAGGGAACCGCAAAAGAAGAUUCCACAAACCACAGAAGACCAGAAUGAAGGCGUAUUUGAGUGUGUCUAUGAGAAUUUUUGAAUCAGUGGCUGGAAUUAUCUCAGUUUGAUUUCAUUAACAUAUCUUCUUAUUUAAAGAAUUGUGGCUGCAGGAGUCAAUACUCUACAAGUUACAUGUUUUAAGAAAUAUAAUGUCUAAAUGUAUUUGCCAGAUUAAUGACUCCUAAAAUGAAAUCAUCUUGGGCUCAUCAAACAUAACGUUUAGUACUCCACGCUAUCAAACCCAGCUGUGAAGACAUUGGUAUAGUUGUCCCUUUUUUAGGACACUGAUUUAUAUUCUUUUUAAUCCAUUAGUUGUAUCUUUGUUAUUGUGCUCUUGUAUGUAAUUUAUUCUAUGAAAUGUCUUGUCUUUUAUCUGGACCCUGAGUCUGUAAUAAAUGUUUUUGAUAUUUGGACAAAGUUAAAACUAAA
Molecule: messenger RNA, 1392 nt
Organism: Cottoperca gobio
Lineage: Eukaryota; Metazoa; Chordata; Actinopteri; Perciformes; Bovichtidae
Gene: nfam1
Product: NFAT activating protein with ITAM motif 1
Exons: 6
Coding region: 221-1003 (260 amino acids)
Biological process (GO): positive regulation of cytokine production; B cell receptor signaling pathway; regulation of B cell differentiation
Cellular component (GO): membrane raft
Molecular function (GO): transmembrane signaling receptor activity
Source: RefSeq, a predicted model, not a curated record